AGGACUAAACACUGCUUUGUAUAAUCCAUAGGACUCUGGGGAUUUACCAGGUGACUAGGAAGACAGGAAGAGAGAGAGACAGAGAGGGUGGGUGGAUGGUGUGUGACCUACUUCACCCAGCUUGGUUUUGCACCUUGUUGUAAUUUGCCUUGAGAGUGUGUCUGAGCUGUGAUUGGUGCAGCCAGUCUGUGAAAUCAUAUUGACAGAUCUGACUGAAGAAGCGUCAUUACCCAAACACCCAGAGAUUCAAAGCAUUCUUCCCUACAGCCGUCGCCCGAGGUGAGUGCUGCUCUACAAAAAAAAUGUACGCUGUUUCCCUUCUUUAUUUUUAUAUCCACAAAGUUAGUCAACAUCAAGUUGUCACUGAACUGUUUGUCAUUUGUAGAAAAAAUAUUUUUGUUUUUAAGAGCACGCAGCUGUACCAGAAUGUAAAAGUUUUUAUUUACGAGUAGAAGUCUGGCAUUCAAAGUGUUAAAUAGUAAAGUUAAAGUACUGAAAAAUGUCAUCUUUGAUUAUUGAUGCAUUAUCGUUUACAGCAAUGCAUUAUUUAUCUGUAUUAUAUCAUGUUGUUACUGUUGUGAGGAAAGCUUGUGAUUCCCAAGUUAAGCAAAAAUAGUUUCUGCUUCCUCCUGGUAUUUAAAUACUGAAAAAACUAGACCAUGGGGAACAAGGUGAAAAGUAAAUAGUAAACAAAAAUGGGUAUUUUAGAGGAAAGGAGAAAUAAAAAAAAUGUUUUUGUUUUUGUUUUUCUGUAAUUUAUCUAUGUUUAAAGGACCAGUGUGUAGGAUUUAGUGAUAUCUAGUGCUGAGGUUGCAGGUGUGCUGCAGGUAUAUGGAAAUCCUCCUGUGGAAAACAUGGUUUGGAAGAUCUGCAUUCUUGCCCCCCUGCUCCUCCUCCUCCUUCCUUCUGUGUUUAUGCUGGAGGUCAACAUGAGAACCGAACACUUUAUACAUUACAUUCCGGCGGAGAGUUCCUGGUGGAACGCACAGGCAUUCUGCAGGAGAGAACACACUGACCUGGUCACCAUCAGUAGUAAAGAAGACAAUAAGCACUUUAUCAGGGGCAGAGGCUGGAUCGGUUUGCGCAGAGAGGAUUCAAGAAGUCCAUGGAAAUGGUCCAGUACAGGAGAGGAAGCCGUCUUCACCAUCUGGAAACAAAGCCUUGUUGAUUUAGACUCUGAGAAGAACUGUGCUUUCAAGAAACCUAAUGAAGAAGAAUGGGAAAAUGAUCACUGUGAUGGAAAGCAUAGUUUCAUGUGUUUCGACAAGAAGCUGGUUCUGGUGAAUCAGAAUGAGACGUGGGAGGAGGCACUGAACUACUGCAGGGCUAUGGCUGUGUCAGACACAGAUGGGUCUGACGUUGCCAACCAAAACCACAUCUACGACCUGGCCACCCUGACCACUGAAGAUGACCAUGCCUAUGCACGAGAAAUAGCACAAGAGGCUACAACCGACGAGGUGUGGACGGGCCUGCGAUACCUGGCUGGUCAGUGGGAGUGGGUGGGUGGAGGACAAGUGUCCUAUGAGGGUAUUGAAAGCUGCCCAGCGGAGACGUUCUGCGGCGUCCUGGAGAAGAACGGCACCGCACCGUUCAGGAUGAGAGACUGCAAGCAGAAAAUGAACUUCCUCUGUUACCUGAAGUUUGAACUCAAAGAAGAAGCAUAACAAAGUACAUUUACUCAAGUACUGUACUUUCAGAUUUGAGGUAUUUGUGCUUUACUCUCCACUUCAUGACACUUCGUACUUUUCCAUCAUUUCAUAGGGAAAUAUUUAUCUUUUUACUCCACUACAUUUAUCUAACAGCUAUAAUUACAGGAGAUCACAUACAAAGCAUAAGAACACUUGAAAUAUGAUGUGGUGCAGCAGUAAUAAUUAGUUGACUAGGGUAAUGCAUUUCUUCUAAUUUAAAAAGCAAGCAAUAAAAGGAGUGAUCAAGAAAAUAAUCAAGAUCAAUCAUUAGUUGCACCCCGAUAUAGAACAGAUAAAACUUAGCUUCACUUCAACCAACUACAAGAGUAAAAUGCUGCUUGAAUAUCAGUGCAUGAGUUAUAAUUAUUUAGUAAAGUUCUAUACUGUAGACACUCACAGGAGUCCUUUCAUUUUCAAUACCUUAAGUGCAUUUCAUCGAUGAUACAUACAUGUUAGCAUUGUGCAUAUUGUGUUGUGUACUAAUCCUUGGGGUCCAGACUCCUCCUAUCCAAAUAGAGCUGUGCUGCAGCACCACCACCACCAAGACCGGUCCGCUCUGCUGUAGGACAACCCCCCCCCCCUUCUUUACUCCCGUCCUCAUCUGCCUGGUCCACUGACCCAGAGCCGACCACAUGAUGUGACAGAAGUUGGCCUGGAGCAAACGCUGCUGCAGCUGUGAUUUAACCUGCUUGCUGUAUAUUUAACUAUCUUUAGAUUAUUAUUCUUUUACACUGUGCAUUUAGACAUAGGAGUGGUAGGAGUAGGGGUGGAAACCUUUUCUAUAUUUUUGCUCUAAAAGGUAAGAGUGGCUCAUUCAAUCAAGUUUUGUUUUGCCUAGUUUGGCAAAAAAGUAAUCUUUUGUAUUAUUUGCUUUCAUGGAUUACCUGGGUUCUAGUUGUGUAAUUUUUUAUCUGAACUUAAUUCGUAAACCUAUUAAUUGUCCUCUAAACAAUAAAGGGUGUAAAAUAAUUGAUUGACACAGGUGCCUCUCUUACUCCUUGUGCUUCCUGGGUUGUAACUAACACUUUUCAAUUGCAGGACAUUUACUCAUAAUGGAUUUUUACAGUGUUUUAUUGGUAUUUUACUGCUGUAAAAUACCAAUAAAGGAUCUGAAUACGUCCUCCAUCACUGCUUUAAACACAUCUUUUCCAGUAGAAUCUCAUGCUUUGAGUUUUCUUAGAAGACAGUAUAUCUUUAGGGAAAGCUCACAGCAUGUACCUGAAUUUUCCUUUAAAGUGAUGUUAGUUUGACAUCAGACAGCUGGUGGAUUGUUGAUUCUACUCUUAAAUGACCUGUUAAGCUAUGAAAAAAAAAUACUAGUUAAUAAGGGGAGAGGCGGGGUGCACCCUGGACUGGUCGCCAGUCAAUCGCAGAGCUGACACACAAAGACAACCACACACACACACACACACACACCUACGGGCAAUUUAGAGUAGCCAAUUAACCUAACCCAUGCAUGUUUUUG
This is a messenger RNA of Toxotes jaculatrix (banded archerfish), 3153 nucleotides long. RefSeq names its product C-type mannose receptor 2-like. The record is from RefSeq and is a predicted model, not a curated record. Bases 855 to 1664 code for a protein of 269 amino acids. The transcript has 3 exons. Lineage: Eukaryota; Metazoa; Chordata; Actinopteri; Toxotidae.